This is a messenger RNA of Fusarium keratoplasticum, 480 nucleotides long. Its product is annotated as MARVEL domain-containing protein. The transcript has 2 exons. The record is from RefSeq and is a predicted model, not a curated record. Gene Ontology annotation, cellular component: membrane. The coding region runs from base 1 to 480 and encodes 159 amino acids. NCBI's taxonomy places the organism in Eukaryota, Fungi, Ascomycota, Sordariomycetes, Hypocreales, Nectriaceae.
AUGUCUAUGGGAAUCAUCACCAUUAUCCACGCCGUCCUGGCGAUUUUCCUCAUCAUUGAGCUUGGUCUGACGGCAUAUGUUGUCGACAUCAGCAACCCUCGUGGCUGGGGCGAUACCCCUUCGUCGUUUGCCUUUAUGCUCUUCAACUCGGUCUGGUCCAUCAUCAUCCUGUUCUACCUGGCUCUGACGCCCCUCUUCGCCUCCCGCCUCUACCACAGCGUCGCCGCCCUUGGCCUGCUCGCCAUCACCACCAUCUUCUGGUUUGCCGGCUCCAUCGCCAUGGCUGCCAAGAUUGGCGUCCCCGACUGCCACGGCUGGACCCCCUGCCAGUCCGCCCAGGCUGCCGUCGCCUUUGGCUUCUUCAUCUGGGCCAUCUUUACUGGCUUGACUGUCAUGGAGGGCUUGGCUUACAUGCGAUCCCGGGGUCAUGCGGCCCAUGCGGACACCACCAAGCCCGCCAUGAACCAUUACGGUGCUUAA